Messenger RNA from Octodon degus (degu), 945 nucleotides. Its product is annotated as olfactory receptor 52R1-like. The transcript has a single exon. Gene Ontology annotation, cellular component: membrane. The record is from RefSeq and is a predicted model, not a curated record. Gene Ontology annotation, molecular function: olfactory receptor activity; G protein-coupled receptor activity. Gene Ontology annotation, biological process: G protein-coupled receptor signaling pathway. NCBI's taxonomy places the organism in Eukaryota, Metazoa, Chordata, Mammalia, Rodentia, Octodontidae. Bases 1 to 945 code for a protein of 314 amino acids.
AUGGUGGUUUCAGGAAACAGCUCUGCUCAUCCUGUGUCUUUUAUUCUGCUUGGAAUCCCAGGCCUGAAGAAUUCCCAGUUUUACAUUGCCUUUCUGUUCUGUGUCAUGUAUGUUGUGGCUACUGUUGGCAAUAUUACCAUCCUAUACAUAAUUCGAACUGAUCACACACUGCAUCAGCCCAUGUACCUCUUUUUAGCCAUGCUGGCAAUCACUGACCUGAUCCUGUCCUCCUCCACACAGCCUAAAAUGCUCGCCAUCCUCUGGUCUCAUGCUCAUGAGAUUGAGUAUCAUGCCUGCCUCACCCAGGUGUUCUUCAUCCAUGCCUUUGCAUCUGUGGAGUCUGGGGUGCUCAUGGCUAUGGCCCUGGAUCGCUACGUGGCCAUUUGCUUCCCGCUGCGACACUCCAGCAUCUUGACUACAUCUGUGGUGGUAAAGCUAGGGAUGGCUGUGAUAGUGAGAGGGCUGCUAUGGGUGAGCCCCUUCUGCAUCAUGAUCUCCAGGAUGCCCUUCUGCCCCAGCAGGGUCAUUCCGCAGUCCUACUGUGAGCACAUGGCCGUGCUGAAGUUGCUGUGUGCUGAUACCAGGGUCAACCGUGCCUAUGGGUUGUUUGUGGCCUUCUCUGUGGUUGGUUUUGAUGUUCUUGUCAUCAGUGUAUCCUACGUGAUGAUUCUGAGAGCUGUGCUGCAGCUGCCCUCAGGUGAAGCUCGCUUCAAGGCUUUCGGCACGUGUGCUUCUCACAUCUGUGUUAUCCUGGCUUUCUACAUUCCAGCCCUUUUCACCUUUCUAACCCACCGUUUUGGCCAUCAUGUGCCCCAGUUGGUGCACAUCAUGUUUGCUAAUCUCUACCUACUGGUGCCCCCCAUGCUCAACCCCAUCAUCUAUGGAGUUAGAACCAAGCAGAUCAGAGACAGGGUUAUCACAGGGUGUUGUGGAAAAGACCUGUGA